AUGAAGCAAGUCGCCGGUUCCGUGAAGCUCUUCUUGGCCCAGUACCGUGAGGUCGCUGCUUUCGCUCAGUUCGGCUCUGAUCUUGAUGCCGCCACCAAGCAGACCCUCGCCCGUGGUGAGCGGUUGACCGAGCUCCUCAAGCAGAAGCAGUACUCUCCGUACGCCGUCAACGAGAUGGUUCCCAUCAUCUUUGCCGGUGUCAACGGUUACCUCGACUCCGUCCCCGUCGACAAGAUCCUCCAGUGGGAGGCUGACUUCCUUGCCCACCUCAAGACCAACGAGGCCGACGUCCUGGCCACGAUCGACAAGGAGGGUGCCAUCAGCAAGGAACUCGAGGCCCGGUUGAAGGAGAUCGUCCCGGCCUUCAUCAAGAGCUUUCUGGGUUAA
Chaetomium globosum CBS 148.51 is the source of this 387-nucleotide messenger RNA. RefSeq lists its product as uncharacterized. Gene Ontology annotation, biological process: proton motive force-driven ATP synthesis. NCBI's taxonomy places the organism in Eukaryota, Fungi, Ascomycota, Sordariomycetes, Sordariales, Chaetomiaceae. Gene Ontology annotation, molecular function: ADP binding; proton-transporting ATP synthase activity, rotational mechanism; ATP binding. The record is from RefSeq and is a predicted model, not a curated record. The transcript is spliced from 2 exons. The coding region runs from base 1 to 387 and encodes 128 amino acids.